AGAAGUAUUCAGACGGGUGUGGUAAUGAACUGUAAACACAGACUGUGGCCUUAAUUUAGGCAUGUUGUUCCAAGGCACAGCACUGACUUCAUUUACUUAAUAAACACAGGAGAUCUGACCAGAGGAAAGAUGUCAACACACUAAUGCAUCACUGAGGUUGACUACUUGCUUAGCAGAAGGCACAAGACGCCUUGCUUCCCUAAAACUGCCCUCUAUUUCAGAGGAAAAAGCGGGUAAAAAUGUUUGAUCAUUCAAUGACAGUUUUAACGUUGUCACCGGAUUUGGUUCCAUCCGGAACAGAAGGCUGUGGAAUAAGGAGACAAUACGAUUUAAAGGUAGGAGGAUUUUAAGUUGGGCAGGUUUCAAUGCACCUGAUAUGACCUGUUUGUCCGCUCCACCCAGUUAACUAAUACUCAGUGGGGGUGGGAGUGUCACAGUCCGAGCGGUGCAAACGCAGAGGUGAGGCCGUAGAGGUUAUAAAGAGGAAGCGCUCAACAGCUUAAGAUCUGUGCUCUUCAGUGCUGGAGAAUUCGAUGCGCCUUAAAGGCCUCACACCCUCCUAAUGAAGUAAGUCUGAUAUUGGUCCAUGGCCGAGCAUUUAAUCCAGUAACAAUAUGUGUAGCUUAGGCGUAUUCACUAUGAGCUAUAACUAUAAUUGAGCCCCUCCUUUUGGUCAUGUUCGAAGCUAUACUCAGAGGUAAGGGUUUGAAUUCCAGCUAUGCCCCUGGCCCUGACAAGUCCUACCGGUUGUCCGGUGCUGCAGUGUGAGGCUAGCUUCGCUGGGCUGCGCUGUGAGUGAUUCCGAGGCUCUGAUGACAGCGAGCUCCGUCCGCCCAAAUCACCUGCUCGGCGAGAGAAAAAAACAAAGCCCCAUAGCCAGGGAAGGUUUUCAUCUCAAUACAGUUCACCCACGGCCGCGGUGGCUGAAAAUGCACCGUCAUUUGAGCUACAAGUCCAAAGACGGGGAUCAUAAGGGUGAAUGGUGCACAUCUCUGCUGGAGAGCUGUGAUAUUAUUGGACAUUAAGGAUCGCAUCUAGUCAAAUAGGUCAGUCCUGAAAAACAAAAACAAAAAGGACAUAUUAGUGGUACUUGAGUGGAUAGUAGAAUUUUCCUGUUUUUUUACCCUCUUCAUUUUGACUCGGGCAAAAGUGUAGCUCACUAUCUCAGACUCCCAGAGCUGGGAGGAUGGAUACCUUGGCCUAACUCCUCAAAUCAGAGUUAGAUAACAGCCUUUAUCAGAUCAACAUCAGUCAUGCAAAACCCGGCCCCAGAAAUUGUGGCAGGGUACCCGAGUGGAAGUGGGGUGGACAAAGAUGCUAACCCGGAGACAACGCUGGGCAGCGCCUACUCCCCCGUGGACUACAUGAGCAUCACCAGCUUCCCACGGCUGCCCGAGGAUGAUGCCAUGUCUGGGGAAAACACCCUGAAAUCCCGCAAGGAUGAUGACAACGUCCUUAGUGAACAAGACACAGACCCAGAUCUGUUUCUGAAGUCGGCCCGCCUCCAGCGGCUCCCGUCCUCAGCUUCUGACCUGGCCAGCCAUGACAUCGCCUCACUUCGGGAGACCAGGACGGACCCCUUCAAUGAGGGCUGCGCCUGCCAGCGGGACGGGCUGACGGUCAUCAUCACGGCCUGUCUUACCUUCGCUACAGGGGUCACCGUAGCCCUCAUAAUGCAGAUAUACUUUGGAGAUCCCCAGAUCUUUAACCAAGGAGCAGUGGUGACGGAUGUGGCCCAGUGUACGUCUCUCGGGUUCGAAGUCCUGGGGAAGCUGGGAUCCAGUGUGGACGCAGCCAUCGCCGCUGCUCUGUGUUUGGGGAUUGUCCACCCUCACACCUCUGGUAUAGGAGGGAUGCCGUGGAAGGAUGUUGUUACCAUGGCAGCAAAUGUGGCCAGAAAUGGGUUUAACGUUACUCAUGACUUGGCUGAAGCUCUCUCCAAAGUUAAGAACCAAAACGUGUCGGAAGCAUUUCGGGAUCUGUUCCUCCCGAACAACCAGGCCCCACUUUCUGGCCUGUUCUCCCGCCGGCUUGAUUUAGCAGCUGUUUUGGAUGCGGUCGCAGAUAAAGGAGUGUCCGAAUUCUACAGUGGGCAUCUGGCGCAGGAAAUGGCAGCUGCAGUGCAAGCAAAAGGCGGUGUGCUGACUGAGGAGGAUUUUGCAAACUACAGCACAGUCCUACAAAAGCCAGCAGAAAUCACCUAUCAGGGACAUCAUGUGAUGGCUUCCCCAGCCCCACAUGCAGGUGUUGCCUUGAUCACUGCUCUCAAUAUUCUUGAAGGCUACAACAUUACCAGCCAGGUGCCCAGGAACAGCACCUACCACUGGAUUGCAGAGGCUGUGAAAAUAGCUUUGGCUCUGGCCAGUGGGCUGGGCGACCCGAUGUACGACGCUGCAGUCUCAGAGAUCGUUGUCAAGAUGUUGAGUAAAUCACAGGCUUCCCUACUCCGUGAGAAGAUCAACGACUCUCAGGCAUUCCCUGUCAGCCAUUACACGCCGUCCUUCACUCUGGAGGAUGCUGCAGCAGCUGCUCAGGUCAUGGUCAUGGGCCCAGAUGACCACAUUGUGUCAGUAAUGAGCUCCUUAAACAGACCAUUCGGCAGUGGGAUAGUGACUCCAUCUGGAAUCCUUUUGAAUAGUCAGAUUCUGGACUUCUCUUGGUCUAAUAAAUCACUCAACUCCUCACCUAACCCGCAUAACAGCCUCCAGCCAGGAAAGAGACCCAUGUCUUUCCUGAUGCCCACUGUAGUGAGGCCAGCUGUGGGGUUAUGUGGCACUUACGUGGCUGUUGGAUCGUCCAAUGGAGAAAAAGCUCUCAGUGGCAUCACACAGGUGCUGAUGAAUGUUCUGUCCUCUCGUAAGAACAUGAGUGACAGUUUGGCAUAUGGAAGGCUCCACCCACAGCUGCAACCCAACACCCUCCUGGUGGACUCUGAGUUUUUAGAGGAUGAUGUGGAGCUGCUGCUGGCCAAAGGGCACAAAGUUGAGAGGAUGGAUGUACUUUCAUUGGUGGAGGGCACACGGAGAACCAAUGACCUCAUCAUUGGGGUGAAGGACCCCCGUAGUGCCGAUGCCUCCGCCCUCACUAUGUCUGACAUGCCUUAGCCCUGCCCUGAUCCAAAACUGACAUCACAUUGCAGGACCAAGACUAAGAGGUUAUUAGUUAAGAAAGAUUGGAAGGUGUUGAUGAGUUGAUAGAACAAACUGGUUUGAUAUGACUCAUCUUAAAAUAAUGGAUUUGUCUGCACUAAUCCACAGGACAUACCUCUUAUGCCCUCUUACCCUCCUCACACCCUCAUCCAGUCGCAGUGUACAGAGUGCUUCAAUUUUAUGUCCAUCCCCUGAGUGGCUUCUCAAUUAUGAGUCUGCUGCUUGGAAUGAUGCAGAGAAGGGUACAGAUAUCUAGGCAUGAUCAUGAGUUAAUGCAAUGCAUUCCAGUUUCUUUCACAAGAGAAAUUAACUUAUGACUGUGGUCAUAAGUUACCAGUUUAUUGAGAUAUUUUACAACAAGUUACUGGGGAAUAAAUUAAUAUUUUUGCAAGAUGGGCUGUUAUGGAAAAAAAAUACAUUAUACAGUAAAUUAAUUUUAACACUUGCAUGAUGUUCAGUGCAAUUGAGCCACUGUUUUUUUUAUGUUUGCACUGCACUUCAAAUGCACUUCAAAAUGCUAGGCAAGAUCUUGUGGAAUGGUUCACACCAGGGAUUGAGCCUUGCACCAUCACGACUGUACACGGCCAUCCUAUAACCAAACACAUUUACUCCUCAGCUUCUUUUGUACAGUGUUUGAUCGUGAUUACAUGUUGUUCGCUACAGCUACUGGAGCUUUAACUGUUGCAGUCAGUCAAUGAUUUCUUGGGACCAUGUGGAGACUGACACAAAACGUGAUCACUAAAAAUGUGAUAACACCUUCACAUCUUAGUUUGAUUAUUUUUAGUAAGAUGAUUUCACUGAUUUUAACUGGUUUUAAAUAUCAGUAAUUAUUUGGCAGUUAUAUUAGAAUAUAUUUUUAGAAUUAAGUUGUAGCAUGACUUUACCAUCUUGUGAAUUAAGUUUUUUUAUGUGCAGUUUAUACUUGCUAGAGUAUAAUAGAAUUGUUGGAUUUUUUUUUUUAAUGGACUGAAUGUAAUGUCUAUUUUUCUAUGAACAUUUGAUUUGACUGCCUGCAUGACUAUUUAUGUUGUAUCAGAUGAGACACAUAUUUUAGAAAUAUAUGCUUUUUAUCAUGUGUACUUAUGUAAUUUUAUUAUGUUAAAUAUUUGGGGUAAAAACAAAAAGCGUUUGUAGAAUUUUGCGCUCCAAGGAAAAAUGCCAAUCAUACUGAGGUUGAUGAUCCUAUGGUGUUUUGUUAGGUACCAGUGUAAUAUGACUGUCUAUGCUUGUGUUCAGUACUGUAGAGUACCACGCCUUAAGGCACAUAUUUGCACACCUGAUAAUAGAUCCCAUUUUGAUUUGAUAUCUGAUUUUCAUAAAAAGUCAGCUCUUAUCAGAUCCAAGAAAUAAAAUGUUUGCACACAUCCAUAUAAUGAUAAAUGUGUCUCC
Menidia menidia (Atlantic silverside) is the source of this 4538-nucleotide messenger RNA. The record is from the annotation of a GenBank genome assembly. Lineage: Eukaryota; Metazoa; Chordata; Actinopteri; Atheriniformes; Atherinopsidae.